GGAGGCCGGCGACGGCACCGGCGAGGCGGAGCGCCAGUCGAUACCGGACCACGAGAGCCAGCGGCUGCUGCUGCUGCUGCCACCGCCGAGGUACACCUCUGCCGCUCUGGCUGCCGCGCCGCAGCAGGCGAAAGGAGACGCCGCCGGCACUGCGCAUGCGCGAGGGCCCGCCGCCAGCUGCCGCCCCACAGCAGCGACGGCAGAAGACGCGUCCGGGCGAGGCCUCAGACCUGCGCGUCCAUUACGCACGGCGCAUCCUGUAGCGCGAACACCCGCGGCGUAACCGUCGCCCGGUAACCUGUGUUAAUCGCGGAGCCUCGCGCCCGCCACGCCUGUAUCGGUGCACCGAGUCGCGGCGGCCGUUAUCGACACCGCGGAGAUGCGCCAUCCCUGAGCGCGGCUGCGGCCGCUCCCCCCCAGCUGCAAACCUCGCCCUUCCUGCCGGCGGCUCGUGGAACCUCCUGGCCGACCCAUCCGCGCCUCCGCUAUCUCGCCAGCGCCGCAGUCUUUGUACGCGGCGAACCAGUGUGUGUCGCGCGGCUGCUACGCCGUCGAGAGUUCGUCGCUUGUGAAGUGCCGUAUUGUGCUUCGGAAAAUAACUAGGUUGUGUGAGUGCGAGCCAUGCUGGAGAAGACGACGAUUAAAAGUGUAACAAGUGCCAUGUGAAACUGCGCGCCUUCUGAGGAUCUUCACGCUGCAGAUAACUUUCUCCGCCAAAUAGUUUGUGCGUGAGCGGAUCACUCCGGCGACAUCCACUUCACAGCUGCAAUGGACGAGGUCACCGCCGACGCGGCCACUGACGCGCCGAUGACGUCUCCCGAGGCCGGCGAAGCCCCGCCGGCCGGCGAAACCGCAGCCGCCCCCGCCGCCGACGCGGUCGGCGAGUCCACUUCGAAAGAGGACUGCGACGGCCACGACAGCGGCGACUCCGCCGAGGCCGGCGAGCCGGACGCGACGACGGCGGAGGAGGCGGAAGAGGACGCGAACCUGCCCGAGUGUAAGAUAAAGCGCAACUACUCGUGCAGCCACUGCACCUACUUCACGCAGAACCCGCGCUCGUACCUGUACCACCUGAAGGACGAGCACAAGGAGAAGAUCAGGGUGUACGAGUGCCCCAACUGCCUGUACGCGUCCAAGCACAGCCAGAAGCUGCAGCGGCACGUGCAUAUGGUGCACGUCAUGGGCAGGGGCAAGCGGAAGAGCUCGGCGCGCUCGCCCAAGGCGAGGAAGGCGCCGCCGGACAGGGACAAGGCGCCGCCGCCCCUGCUGCCCUGCUCGGACGUAGUCGUCAAGCGGGAGCCUGCCGGCUCCGAGGAGGAGGCGCCAGGGGACGGCUCCGCUGCCAAGGAGGCCGCCGGAGACGAGAAGUGUGAACAGGCCGAAGACGGCAGUAAGGAGACGUACACGUGCUCGCAGUGCCCGUUCUCCGACCAGAACAAGGCGCUAGUGGCGCGGCACGAACAGGCGGUGCACCUCCGCAAGAAGUUCUUCCGCUGCAGCAAGUGCAAUUACGUGACGCACAUGCGCGCCAGGUUCACGAAGCACGUCAAGUACCACUCGAUGCCGAUGAUCAAGUGCGACAUGUGCGACUUCCGUACGCCGUACAAGUGGAACCUGGACCGCCACUACAAGAACCACACGGGCGACGGCGCGUUCCGCUGCUCGCUGUGCAACUUCACGGCAGACAUCAAGCAGAGCCUGACGGUGCACGAGAUGAACCACCACGUGCCGCCGGCGAGUGCGGGGGUGCCCGUGCCGCGCCGCCGCAACAAGGUGGGCGCCAGCGACUCGGCGCCCGCGCCCGCGCCCGCCCCCGCAGAGCCGCCGCCGCCGCCGCCGCCGCCGCUCCAGGUGCCGCCCCCGCACCUACAGGCGUCGCCGGCCACGCCCACGCGCCUGCCGCCCCCGCCGCCCUUGCAGCAUAUUCCGACUCUCGUGUCCGAUUUCCGCUCCCAGCUGCACUCGUCUCGAGCUUCUUUCGAGGUUUCACCAUUCAACCCAGUCCUUGGUACGAGUACUCCAGAACUGCAUUCAUCUUUUGAUCACAGCAUCAGUGACAAAUGCAUAGGCAGCAGUAAAGUUCCCUCAAGUGGAAUAAUAAAAAGAUCACCAAAAAUUAAAGUUACCGCAAAGAAAAGUAAAGUCAUAUCAACCCAAGAACACAGUGAACGCCAUGAUUUUCAGGCUGAUUUUAUACACCCAGAUGAUAUCAUUCAUCAUAAAAAUGGCAAUGUGUACAUAAAAACAUUGAAAUGUAAGAGCUGUAAUUUCAAAGCUGCCUGGGGCAGUGAAAUGGCUCGCCAUGAAAGCAAAGUCCAUGGAGUUCUCACAAAAUUGACACCACCCAAAAAGUUUCCUCGACCAAUACCUAACUUGAUACCAAUACAGACAAGGGCAUCAGUGCCAAGUGCAUCAAAGCCAGUACCCAUUCUGAAAAUACCAACCAUCCGUGCUAGAGACUUUAGCACAAGCUUUAAACCUGGAGUGUCACCUUUAUCAGAAAAUUCACUGAGUGAAAAGGAUUUAAAUGAAAUAUGUGCAAAAUCAUGUGCAAAUAGCUCUCUUAGAGAUUUUGCAUCUGUAAUAGGUGAUGAAAAUGCAUUCACAGUUUCAGGAGAAGAAAAAAGUAAGUCAUGGAUGGAUGAAUCACACAAUACUAUGUGGAGUGAACCACACAGUAUAGAAUUAAGAAAUAAUAACUGUUUUUCGGAAUCACUUAAUGACCUGAAAUUUGAAUCGUCACCUGUGGGUACAAUGAAAAAGAAAAGUUCUUCAUUUUUGGAUCAAAUUAAAGAGAAAUUAUUAAUUGGUCCAGGUGAUUCAUCUAGUUUAGUGUGCACAUUCUGCAACUAUGAAUGCAAAUGUCUUUCAGAAUUUGUUAGACAUGAGAAACAACACAACUUAGGAAGUAACAGAACAUUGUGUGUGGGAGGCAAUUCAUCCACUAUACUGAGUGGUACAGAGCUCUCGUCAACUAGAUGCCAGCAUUGCAGACAGCGCUGCAAAACAAGUGCUGACUUGGUCAUUCAUCUGCAAUCAUGUACAGAAGCAAACAGAUACACAAAAGGGUCCAAUGAUAUAAAUCUUGAAACAUCUGAUGAUGUGUGUGAAAUGAAUGGAGAACUUAUGCUGAAUGAACCAUACAUUGACAAACAAGAAACAGCACAUCCCAUGGUAAACAAAGUAUUUGUAUGGAAUGAAUUUGGUCAAGAUAUGGAGAGUGACCAGAAUAGUCAGCUUCCAUCAGAUGAAAUGCAGGAACAAGAAAAUAUAUCAGUUGAUAAUGAAACUGAGAGCUGUCUACAACUUAAUGGAGGCUGCAAACCAUCUGACAAUGAAGUAGGCCUUGUUGGGUUUGAGACCGCUCCUGGUUAUGGGGCUGUAAGUAACACAAGUGAUGAUGGGACUCCAGCAAGCAACAGUGACUCAGCUGCGACUCCUGGUACAUAUACUGUUGUUAAAAGGGUAUUCAAGUGCCCACACUGCACUUUCUGGGCAUCCACAGCAUCUCGAUUCCAUGUUCAUAUUGUUGGACAUCUCAACAAGAAACCAUUUGAAUGCUCACUGUGUGCUUAUCGCUCAAACUGGAGAUGGGAUAUUACAAAACAUAUUAGACUGAAAGUAGUCCGUGACAAGAACCAUGCAGAUGCGAAAGUCUUGAUGACAGAUGAAACAGGUCGACGAAAUUAUAGCAAGUAUAACAAGUAUCUAACAGCGCUGAGAAUGCGUGAAUAUCUUCCAUCUACCACCGAUCAACAAAGACUGCUGCCAACACCACCUCGUCUCACGCGUGCUCCUACACCACCAGCAGAUGGGGUAUGUGGUGUCCCUCCUGGUCCACUUCGCCCACCUCCACCCCUCCGUGCUGCACAUUCUAUGAUCUCGUCAGUACCAUCACAAGUACAGUCUCAAGAACCAGUGGUACAGAAAACAAUAUCUGGCCAAAAAAGAUCAGCAUCUGAUGCUGCUCUUACAGAUAAGCCCUCAGUUGAAGUCAAGAGAACAUUGUGGAAGUGCAAGAAAUGCAAUUUCCGUGAUGCAAGCCGUGAACUAGUGCUUAGUCAUGUCAAGGGACACUACCAGGAACGUCUUCUUUCACAGGGUGUAGCUUCAGGUGAUACUCCAGUUUUGAAAAACAAUAAAGACAACUCACAGUCACCUGGAAAUGAAAGCACUCAUCAAAUAAUAAAAAAUGAAACACAAAAUGAGGAUGUCAAUAUGAGUAUGACAGAAACAAGUCUAAGUGCUGCAGGAGAAACUACAGUGAAGCAGGAAAAGGAAGAUGAUUCAUUCAGAUGUACCAUAUGUCCUUUCAUAACAAAUCUCGAGAACACUUUAGAAGAACACCUUGAGAACCAUGCUUCCCAAAGUGUGAAUGAUCUCAAAUGUACAAUGUGUUCAUACUCUGUUGUUGACAAAAGUGAGUUAUCAGAACAUAUGAAGCUACAUGGUGUUAUGGAUGUAGAGCCAGGUGAUGACAAUUAUCAUCAUGAUAUGUCUGUGGACAAAAACUCGGAAGAAGAAGAGAAUGAGAGUUCACCACAACAGACUGGCACAGAUGGAAGUAUGUGCAAACGCUACAGAUGUGCAAAUUGUCCAUAUCUCAGUAACAGCAAGAGCCAGUUCCUUUACCACAAGCAGUUUCACAGACCACGUGGAGCACCUUUCAAAUGUGGUAUCUGUUCGUAUAAUGUUAGCAAACGCCACCUACUUCAUCAGCAUCUGCGUGUGCAUGGCAUUCUUAUUCCACCCCAGAAAAGUCCCACCAAGUCUGGAAAAGAGAGCCAGGAUGAAAGUGCUGAUGAACAAGUUCAAACAGCAGUGUCUGGAGACAUUAAGAGGCCAACAACAAUGGUAGACCACCGACUAACAUCUCUAGAUACUAGCGGUUUAUCACAGGUGCCAUUAGUUUGGGUUUCUCGAGAGAGUAAAUUUUUUAAAAUGUACAAAUGCCGAUACUGCCCACAUGUAAAUUUUCGUAAAGCUAAUAUCCUGGAACAUGAGAAAAUGCAUACUGACAGAACCAAAGAUGUUAACAGUCAUAAUGAUAGUGGAGGGAAAGCUCAGUCAAGCAAUAAUCUAGUUCAGCACCAUUGUCCAGAAUGUAAUUACAUUUGUAAUAAUGCUGGAGUACUAUCAUCACAUGCUAAAGUUCAUCAAGGAUUCUAUGGUCAGAUUCAUGCCCUGGUAGAUCCUUCUAGAACAGAUGAAGCGCAGCUUGAAGAGCUUUCUGCAAUGGUGAAUAUUGAGAGUGAUUGUACAGGUACUAAGCAACCUAUAAAUAAUAUUAAAAAUGAACAAACAGGAAGUUCUGAUUCAAGUAAAGACAUCUCAUUAGCUGCUGAUGGCACAGAAACUUCUAAAAAAGAUGAAAAUCCACAAUGUGACCCUUCAGUUUUGGAGGAAUCUGUGUCUAUAAGUGACAGUACCAAGAGAAGUCUUUACUUUUGUCCUCGCUGUCCUGCAAGAUUCUUGUGUGAAAAGGAAUUGAAAAUUCACCGUAGGUACCAUAUUUUCCAUUUGUCACACGUAUGUGAGUUUUGCUCCUACACUGCUAAGCAGCGAUCCUACCUACUUGCUCAUAUGAAAGUCCAUACAGAUGAAUACCAGAAAAAAACAGACGUGCUUCUUGAAAUGUACGGAUCACGUCAGGAAUAUCCUCGGCCACAGAUAGCUGUUGACAACCCUGAGGCUGCUAAUGUCAUGUGGGUAGUUAUUGACAAGUCAGGAAAAAAGGACAGCAGAAUGGAUCCACGUGGAACUGACAAGCAUUAUACCUGUGAUCGUUGUCCUGCGAAAUUCCUUAAAAGUGAUUCUUUACAUUAUCACAUAUCAAUGCAUGGAGGUCAAGGACAGUACAAGUGUAAAUACUGUGACUACACUGCUAAAACAUUUGGUCACUUAAUUAAACAUGAAAAUGUUCACCAAGAUAGAAUAUUUCCUCUAGACUCUUCUCUUCUAUCAACAACAAACAAAGUAUCACCUGAGAGUGUUUCUGACAGAAAAACUUUUCCACAGUCUGAUGCAUCUGAACAAAAGACCAUUUCACAAAAGGUUUCACCAGAAAGAAGUGGCAUAUUACAAUCUGUCUCAAAAGAUCGUCCACAGCUGCAUGUAGAUCCACAGUUUGGAAUUCUCAUGCAUGGAAAUCCCGACUUCAUUUAUCCCACUUACUUAAAAAAUGGUAGACUGAAAGAAAAACGUUAUAAAUGUCACAAAUGUCCUUCAGCAUUUGAGAAACGUGAGCAAUACAGGACACACCUUUCACUUCAUGGUGCGAAGCAGAGAUACAGAUGUGAAAAAUGUGAUUACUCCGUAAAGUACUAUGCCAACUACAUACAGCAUAUGCGUAAACACAAGGAUAAUGAUGACGCCCAAGCAGCACGGUUGAUAGAAAAAAAAAAGUCUGAUCAUGAGUUACUUGAUAUAAAAGAAGAAAUUACAGAAACAGAAGCAGAAACAGAAACAGAACCGGCAUCAGUACCAGAGUCAGAAGUGGAACUACAAUCACAGCAGCAGAAAGAACCAGAGCCAGAGCCAGAGCCGGAGUCAGAACAAGUACCAGUACCAGGACCAGUACCAGAACCACCACAAGUACCAGAACGAGAAUCAGAACUAGUACCAGUACCAGAACAAGAAUCGGAACCAGUACCAGAACCAGAAUCAGGACCAAUAUCGAUACCAGUACCAGAACCAGAAUCAGGACCAGUAACAAUACCAGUACCAGAACCAGAGCCAGUGACAGUAACAGAGCCUGAGGUGCAGUUUCAGCCAGAAGAGACUAGUAAACCAGCAGGAAUUCGUGCUAGGAAGAGUAUUGGAUCUACUUCUAAACCUGGCCCAAUUCAGAUGACUGUAGCAGAUCGGCAAAUACUGUUACUGAUGCAGAUGAAACAUGCAGAAAGUCUGAAAGCGUCGCAAGAGACUUUCAAGGAGCAGUUGCAGAAAAGCUACUGGUGCCCCCAUUGCCCCUAUUCGACUCCUCAACAUGAUGACCUAGAAAUCCAUAUUAGGAAGCACACAUCAGCAUCUGGUAUACAGUCAAAUUACCUAUGUGAUUACUGUGAUUACUCUGUGCCAUCUGUUCAUUUUUUACGUGAACAUCACAAGUUGCACUUUGCUCAGAAGAGGUUUGCAACAGAAUGUUUCAUGAAGAGUAGAUGUAUACAGAUAUGGAGACAAGAAACUGGUGAAACAGACAGUGUAGAAACUGGUAAAGACCAGCCCUCUGAGGACUGUAAAAGAUCAGGAAAACAUCUAGCAUUUAAAGAUAGGGGAACUUCUGUGGAAAUUCAGGACAGAUUCGAACCAAUUUUACAAGUGGAAAGUGAUUGUGUAAAUCUGGACAUAAAUGCAGAGAAGAAAGUCACAAUUGAUUUAGAUACUGGUGACCCAAUUGACAUGGAAGCCGAUUACCAGGAAAGUGGUGAUACAAAUGAUAGUUCUGCAGACAAAGAGAAAUUUUUAGAGGAACUCGACUUAGAAACCAAAGAAGCUGAAAUGGAAGAAGCUGAAAUGGAAGAAGCUGAAAUGGAAGAAGCUGAAAUGGAUACUGAGAUACCUCAUGAGUUGAGGUGUGUGAUUAAGCAGGAACUACCAGACAGCGAAUAUGCUGAGGAUGAUAGUUCAAGCAUUGUUGAUGGUACAAUAGAAUCCACAGAGUACUUGAAAAGUGUCGAAGAUGUGUGUAUUUCAUGACAUUAGUUUAAAAAUAACAAUUAGUCUAGACAUUUGCAGAACAGGAAAAGACUGGCCAGAUUUACAGAUUUUACAAGUUAAUUUGUGUAUGUAAUUAGCCGCUGUGUGCAGUGGUAACACCAUUAAUAUGCCACUGAAUAAUGUAGUUUACAGAGAGUGAGUCUGUGAAUUAGAAAAAGCCAAAGCAAAGAUUUUAAUAUUUUCAUAAGUGUAUAUAUGUAGAGUUUGUGCAUAAGUUAAGUUAGUAAGACUUUUUUCCAGUUCAGAGGGAUAUACAUCUCUCGUAAGUCCAAGGGACCAUCUAUUUGACCAACAAAGACUGUUUAGAAAGCACUGUAGCUUAUUUUCCUUCAUGUUAUGAGCUGAUUUAGCAGAACAAUUCAGCAGUUUUCGUAGUUACCUCCUUUGUCAUUGUUAUGUGAUGUGCUAUUCUGCUCAUGACUGUGUGCAUCAGAAAUAAGCAUUAAUUGGCAGUUUUUGUCUUCCCUCUAAGUUAUCAUAAAUAAAUGACUUUACAAUUGUGAGACUAUAUGUAUGAAUGUAAAUGCUGUUAUUAAAAAAAUACACACACAAUGAUAAUUUACACCCAUCACAGAGUACAAAAAAACUGUAAACGUGUUAAACAGAAUCCUUCCUUCUUUGAGGGAAAAGAGAAUUAUUCACAUUCUGACUGCUCUUUUUCUGUGCCUCUCGUACUGUAAUUUUCGUAAUACAUGUGCAAAUAUUUGUUAUUUAAGUUUAUAAGCUUCAUGAAGUUAUUUCAAAUGUUUUCUAGACUGGAUAUCUAGUCAUAUCCAAAUUAGAAUAAUAAUUUAUAAUAAAUUAUAUUUUAUGAAUAAU
Molecule: messenger RNA, 8538 nt
Organism: Schistocerca gregaria
Lineage: Eukaryota; Metazoa; Arthropoda; Insecta; Orthoptera; Acrididae
Exons: 9
Coding region: 769-7698 (2309 amino acids)
Biological process (GO): regulation of transcription by RNA polymerase II
Cellular component (GO): nucleus
Molecular function (GO): RNA polymerase II transcription regulatory region sequence-specific DNA binding; DNA-binding transcription factor activity, RNA polymerase II-specific
Source: RefSeq, a predicted model, not a curated record